Molecule: messenger RNA, 1684 nt
Organism: Arabidopsis lyrata subsp. lyrata
Lineage: Eukaryota; Viridiplantae; Streptophyta; Magnoliopsida; Brassicales; Brassicaceae
Exons: 5
Coding region: 113-1519 (468 amino acids)
Molecular function (GO): kinase activity
Source: RefSeq, a predicted model, not a curated record
UUUUAUCCUCUCAGAGGCGUCUCAGAGGUGGUUUUGCUGGUCUUCGUUCCUCCUCUCGCUUUUGAAUGGAGAUGUGAGCUUUCUUCAUUCGAAGAGCAAAAACUCUAAUUCCAUGGCCUUCUCGCUCCUCUCUCCAAUUCCUUCCUCUGCCUCUCUUUCUCGCACUCUCUCCUCCAUUAAUAAUGCCUCCUCCUCUCUCUCCCCUCUCUACUCUCUAUAUCAUCCCAAAGGAAUCUUACGAACCAGAACCGCGACCUCGAUUUUCGGAGCCUCUGGGAACUUGAGGAUUGAUUCCAUGGCGGAUAAUUAUAAUAGGCAAUUGGUUUGUAGGAUUGGUGGUUGCGGCGGCGGUGUUGAAUUGGAUGAUAUGGAUGAAUGUGAAAUCCAGAGGAUUGGAAAUCACGACGAAGAUGACGACGAAUUCAUACAAGUCCAUGCAUCCUCUGCUGCUUCUCCUGAGAGAUGGGAUGUUUUGGGUCUUGGCCAAGCCAUGGUAGAUUUCUCUGGAGUUGUGGAUGAUGAGUUUCUAGAGAAACUGGGAUUAGAAAAGGGAACAAGGAAACUGAUUAAUCACGAGGAGAGGGGUAAAUUAUUACAAGCAAUGGAUGGUUGUAGCUAUAAGGCGGCAGCUGGAGGGUCAUUGUCCAACACUUUAGUUGCUCUUGCAAGAUUAGGUUCUCAAUCCAUCGGUGACCGGCCUUUGAAUGUGGCAAUGGCUGGCAGUAUUGGAGGUGACCCUCUCGGUAGCUUUUACGGGACUAAACUACGUCGAGCAAAUGUAAAUUUUCUUUCUGCUCCAAUCAAGGAUGGAACAACGGGAACAGUGAUAGUUCUCACAACUCCUGAUGCACAACGAACUAUGCUUGCAUAUCAGGGAACAUCUUCUGUCGUUAAUUAUGAUUCUUGUUUGGCUAGCUUGAUAGCCAAGACAAAUGUCUUUGUUGUGGAAGGCUAUUUGUUUGAGCUUCCUGAUACUAUAAGGACCAUAACAAAAGCCUGCGAAGAAGCCCACAGAAAUGGGGCACUUGUUGCUGUGACAGCAUCAGAUGUGUCCUGCAUAGAGAGGCAUUAUGAUGAUUUCUGGGACAUUGUGGGGAACUAUGCAGAUAUUGUAUUUGCAAACAGCGAUGAAGCAAGAGCGUUUUGUCACUUUUCCGCUGAGGAAAGCCCAAUUUCAGCGACAAGGUACAUGAGCCACUUUGUUCCAUUUGUAUCGGUGACUGAUGGAAUCAACGGGUCAUACAUUGGAGUAAAAGGAGAGGCCAUAUACAUUCCUCCGUCCCCAUGCGUGCCAGUUGAUACAUGUGGUGCUGGAGAUGCAUAUGCUUCAGGGAUCUUAUACGGUAUCUUGAGAGGUGUCUCUGACUUGAAAGGAAUGGGAGAUAUGGCUGCAACGAUUGCAGCAACAGUGGUGGGUCAACAAGGAACCAGGCUUAGGGUUCAGGACGCUGUUGAGCUUGCUCGAUCACAUGCUUUCCGUCUCAACGGAUCUGGUGUUCGAACAGAUGUUGGGUCUUGAUGAAAUCUCUAGCUUGUGAUUUUAGCUUUUUGAUUCAUUCUUUGUUUUCAUGUAGUAGUGCCUUUUGCAACCUUGUAUGUAACGUUUUAGUAUAUAGUAUAUGUUUCCGACAAAGUUUGAGACAUUUUUUGUUUUUAAUUUGAUGGGUCUUAGUCUGAUAGUUUA